GGCGCACGUUCAGCUUCUCUCUUCACUCCGCUUCCGAGGCUCUUGGAGGGAGGACGGAUAAACGCUGCUGACGGUACCGGAUUUGGUAUCUAAAAGGAAGGAGGGAUGCUUCGGUGAUCUCCCUCUUUUCUCUCCCGACACUCACCUCCUCACCACCACCGCUCCUCAUCACUUCAAUUUCGGAACAUUAUCGAGUCGCAGAACAGCUCUCCCUGUCAUUUUUUUACCAUCUGUGUUUUGUUUUUAUAUUCAUCUUUAAACACGCUUGGUUGGUUUGGUGUUUGCCUCUGCGCUCCAGCGGAUAAAAAACAAAAGAGAACAUUUUGGGUUUGAGGAGACUUGGCUCUGCUUUCUGUAUUUUUUUACCUCCUCUUCUCCAAGCGCACAAACAGCAGAAACUGGGUGUUCAUUCAGUGGAUGUGUUGGACAUCUGAUCAAAGAAGCAAUACUAUUUGAGAGAAGUGAAUCGCUGGCUGCUGGCUUGUAUGCGCUGGGGAAAUUUCCUUGGAGAGACGGGCUGCGCACGGAGUCUCUCACUUCCAAGGCAGAUCUGUGUUACCGUGCAGAGGAGAAAACCUUCAACGUAUCCGACACCAGUAAUGAGCUAAAGGCUUCGCGAUUAAGGGAGACAAAGAAAAAGAAGAAGAAGAAAAACGAGGUGAAGAAAGGCAGUGACGUGAAAGCCGGUGAUGAAUAUCUGCACCAAAAGGCCCCAUCUCAGCUAACAAACUAGGAAGUUCAUCAACAACAUUUUGUUAGCAUAAACGGGAUAUCACCUCAGUGGGAGCGGCGCUCCACUGAGAGGAACCUGAAAGUAUUGCACAGAGUGAAGUGCACGGUUGCUCGGCUUGGGCAAGAUGGCGAUGCUGAAGCGGCACGGGCUCGGGCUGAUGAUGAGGGCCUUCCUCGUGUUGGUUGGAGUUUCUGCACUCUGUGGUGUUGCAUUAGCAAUCAGAAAAGGAAAUGCUUCUUUGGAUCAAAGGGGCCACAGACACAGGCAUCCAGGUCACUUGUCACUGCAUAAACACAGACAGAGGGGAGGGAAGGAAGGGCAGGUACUACACAGGUCCAAACGAGGAUGGGUCUGGAAUCAGUUCUUCGUGAUUGAGGAGUACACUGGACCUGAUCCGGUGCUCGUGGGCAGGCUCCACUCAGACGUAGACUCAGGCGAUGGCAACAUCAAGUACAUCCUGUCCGGGGAAGGUGCUGGGACGAUCUUCGUUAUUGAUGACAAGACGGGCAACAUCCACGCCACAAAGACCCUGGACCGCGAGGAGCAGGCCCAGUACACUUUGACAGCCCAGGCCGUGGACAGAGACACUAAUAAGCCGUUGGAGCCUCCAUCGGAGUUCAUCGUGAAAGUGCAGGACAUCAACGAUAAUCCUCCUGAGUUUCUCCAUGGACCGUACUAUGCCAGGGUGCCUGAGAUGUCCAAUGUUGGUACGUCAGUGAUGCAGGUGACAGCAACAGAUGCUGAUGACCCCACCUAUGGAAACAGUGCCAGACUGGUAUACAGCAUCCUGCAAGGGCAGCCAUAUUUUUCUGUGGAGCCUCAGACAGGUAUAAUUCGCACCGCAUUGCCAAACAUGGACCGAGAGGCUCGCCAGGAGUAUGAUGUGGUCAUCCAGGCCAAAGACAUGGGUGGUCACAUGGGUGGGCUGUCGGGGACCACUGAGGUCAAAAUCACCCUCACAGAUGUCAACGACAACCCCCCAAAGUUCCCACAGAGUGUAUACCCAAUGUCUGUAUCAGAGGACAAAGUGCCAGGAGAGGAGGUGGGCCGUCUGAAAGCCAAAGACCCUGACCUCGGAGACAAUGGACUGGUGAACUACCGCCUAAUAGACGGCGAUGGAAUGGCCAUGUUUGAACUGAGCACCGACUCUGAGACCAGAGAGGCUGUUAUCAAACUGAGGAAGCCAGUGGACUUCGAGACUAAACGGUCGUACACUUUGAAGGUGGAGGGAUCCAACCCUCAUAUUGACCCUCAGUUCCUCGCUUGGGGGCCUUACAAGGACGAGGCCACAAUAAAGGUAUCAGUGGAGGAUGCAGACGAGCCCCCUGUGUUUAUAGCUCCCAGUUACACUUUUGAGGUAGAGGAGAAUGCGCCCGAAGGCACCCUGGUGGGACGAGUCCAUGCCAAGGACACUGAUGCUGCCAAUAAUCCUGUUAGGUACUUGAUCCAUCAGUACACAAAUUUAGAGAAUUUCUUUAGCAUCAACUCAGAAGACGGCAUGAUCACCACGACGAGACCACUGGACCGAGAGGCGCAGGCCUGGCAUAAUGUGUCGGUGUCUGCCAUAGAGAUAGGUGGCUACCACCAAGAAGCCAAAGUGCGUGUCAACAUCAAAGUGAAAGAUGUGAAUGACAACCCCCCAGAGUUUGCGACCAACAAUGAAGUCCUCAUGUGUGAAACUGUGGCACCAGGGAAGGUCAUCGAAACAGUCAGCGCCGUGGACAAAGAUGAGAUGGCUCACAGACAACACUUCACAUUCAGCCUCGCUCCAGAAGUCGCCCACAACAACAACUUCUCCCUCAAAGACAACAGAGACAGCACAGCCAGUAUUUAUGUGCUCCGAAAAGGAUUCAGCCGUCUGACACAGGAUGUUUACUACCUUCCCAUCGAGAUAAACGACAACGGUUUGCCGGCUUUGAGCAGCACCAACACCCUGACCAUCAGAGUCUGUUCCUGUGACAGUAAAAACACCAUCCUCUCCUGUAAUGUCGAGCCCUACGUCCUGCCGGCUGGCCUCAGCACCGGGGCGCUGAUAGCUAUACUGGCCUGUAUUGUCAUUCUGCUGGCAAUAGUGGUGUUGUUUGUUGCACUGAGGCGUCAGAAGAAGGAGCCUUUGAUAGUCUUCGAGGAGGAGGACAUCAGGGAGAAUAUCAUCACGUAUGACGACGAGGGAGGUGGCGAGGAGGACACGGAGGCUUUCGACAUCGCUACGCUGCAGAACCCAGACGGUGCCAACGGUUUCCUGCCAAGAAAGGACAUCAAACCAGAGCUUCAGUAUCCCAUCAGGCCCGGCACUGGCCGUCCGGCAGCCAACAGCGUUGAUGUUGAUGACUUCAUUAAGACUCGCAUUGCAGAGGCCGACAGCGACCCGACUGCACCCCCUUACGACUCCAUUCAGAUCUACGGAUAUGAAGGCAGGGGAUCUUUGGCUGGGUCGUUGAGUUCCCUCGAGUCUGUCACAACAGAGUCUGAUUUGGAUUAUGACUAUCUGCAGAGUUGGGGGCCGAGGUUUAAGAAGCUGGCAGAUUUGUACGGGACCAAAGACUGCUCCAUUCAUGAUGGGGAAGAUGGUGAAGACUCUUAACAGUGGUCUCACUGAGUGGAUUUCUGUUUUACUGAUUCCGUGAGGUUUUGUUACCUGAGGGUUAACACUCCUCGAUGCCCAAUUGUUACCAACCACGACCUGAUCAGUUCAUGCCAAUUUGUCAAUGGACGUUAACAGCUCUCCCUCCUGUGGCGCCUCCUUGGUCCUCCAAGAUGAUUUGUUAAUGAACACAUAAUGAACGCUUGGACUCGAACCGCUCCCAGCUUUUCCCAAGUCUCUCCUUUCCCUCCUAUGUCUCUUUCCAGCUCUCUUUCUACAGACUGAGCAUCGCAGGGCUGGGAGGUUUGUUAUGUCACCAGUUUGUUGGUUUGAAAGAAAAUUGUUGGGGGGAAAAAAAUGUCGCUGUAUGAUCAAAAUGACUUGUUUAUAGCUAACUGUUUAGUUUAUUAGAAGUUCUAUAUACUUUUGUGGACUGGAUUCACAUACUUCCUUAAUGGUUCCUGAGUGGGGUAUACUUCCCUUGGUUACUCUCUUCAUGGUGUAUGUAAAGAACACGUAGAAAGAGAGAAGGAUAAAAGGAAAUUUAAAGUGAAGGUUAGUAUGGGAUUCAGCAACUGCCUGAUGUUAUGAAAGAGAAAUAAAAGGUAAUGAAAGUGUCUCAGUAGGAUCAAACAGUUGAAACAAAACUCUUUUUCAAAUUUCUUGUUGUGUGUGCCGAAUUCAGCAGGUGCUGUGGUUUAGAUAGCGUGAAAGACUCUGGGUUGUUGAUACUGCGAAGACGCUUGCAGCAUCUUCACAGUAUGGUGGCCUUAUAAUAAAUAAACAACAACUCCAGGGGUAAACACAACAAGUGUAACGACAGAGACCGCUAGCUUCAGUAGCCACACACAGACCAGGACUGAGAACCUGUGAAAAUGCUACACAAAAACCUUCUUUUUUCCCCUCACACUCCCAAAAAGAGACAGACCCCACAUGGAUUCAAUUUAAAAACUGUGGAUGAUUCUUUGUUGUCAUUCUUCACUGCAGAGAAGACAUGAAAAGAGAAGCUGCCCUUCUCCACUCACCCCCCCGUGUCCCCAUUCCUCUGAUUAGCAAUCACCUCCCAUACCGAGUCCACCAAUGAAUGAUCACUUCCUCAUUCUGAGUCCAUCGACGAUGAUCAAUCACAACGAGUAAAAACCUGUGAGCUCUAAAAAUCGCCUUAAACUUAAUGGACACUCUUGCAACGCAGUGCAUUCUCUUUUUUUCUCCUUUUGUUUCUUUUUGUAACUUGAAAAGUAUAUUCAGAAAGCAGACUAUUCUCCAUGUUAGGUAUGUACAGAGCAGACAUGUGCAGACGUGUGAUAUACCACUUUGAGGAUCCAUCUUGCACCUCGUGCGCUCACUGAACAGGAUGUGCCGUUUCUGCCAGCGUGAUAAAUGCAGAUUGGGAAAGCGUGCAUUGUGUUCUUUUCCCCAACACCAGCUAUGUUGGCAGCAACAUCUGUUGUAUCAACACGUGUUGCUUUUUAAACAUAAAAUGUGCACAAUGGAAAAGAACGCGAGGCGUCUCUUCUAAAGCUGCACAUACGGAGAGGCUGAAACCAGCACAUCCUGUCUGAGUGUGUAGAUUCUUGUUCAAUCUCUUUUUUAAUGUUAUUAUAUUAUUAUGAUUAUUAUGGUUGGGUUUUUUAUGAUUAUUAUUAUCAUUAUUAUGACAAGAAUUGUUCUUUCUUUGGCUGCAGCUACACAGGAACAAAUUCAUGUUUAACUCUUUGCAGUUAGGAUUCGAUGUUCUUAUGGGUGUCUGAACACGGAGAGACGACUUACUGACUGCCAAAAGUUAAAUAUCAGCUUUGGUUUAUGCCUGUGUGAACACAACCUCUCACAUUUCUUUUCUAUUCAUUUCUUUUUUUUUCCAUUAUUUGGCGUUUCUUCGUUCUUUCUCCCUGUUCAAGAGGAAAACUAGCAAUCUGUGUUUGUUGCAGUGAGAGAACGCCUCGUUUUUAUUCUCUGUCAAGUUUUAUGGUACCGAUUUGUACAAUUUUAAAAGUUCUUAUUUUAGUAUACAUGCAGAAUAUUCCAGUAUUACAACAAAAACAUGUUAAGAAGAUAAGAUUAAAAAAAAAAUGUUACAGCAUCACACUUAUAUUUUCUGAACAUUGUACUGUUGCUUUACUAUGUGCUUCAAUCUCCGAAGCGAAAAAAAAACAACUUUGAAAUAAAUGCUCUUUUUAUAAAAUGACA
Scatophagus argus is the source of this 5504-nucleotide messenger RNA. RefSeq names its product cadherin 11, type 2, OB-cadherin (osteoblast) (gene cdh11). The transcript is spliced from 16 exons. Gene Ontology annotation, biological process: adherens junction organization; cell morphogenesis; multicellular organism development. NCBI's taxonomy places the organism in Eukaryota, Metazoa, Chordata, Actinopteri, Scatophagidae. The record is from RefSeq and is a predicted model, not a curated record. The coding region runs from base 858 to 3317 and encodes 819 amino acids. Gene Ontology annotation, molecular function: calcium ion binding; cadherin binding. Gene Ontology annotation, cellular component: catenin complex; adherens junction; plasma membrane.